Corythoichthys intestinalis (scribbled pipefish) is the source of this 5142-nucleotide messenger RNA. RefSeq names its product mitogen-activated protein kinase kinase kinase kinase 4-like. The record is from RefSeq and is a predicted model, not a curated record. The transcript has 33 exons. Gene Ontology annotation, molecular function: ATP binding; protein kinase activity. Gene Ontology annotation, biological process: protein phosphorylation. Lineage: Eukaryota; Metazoa; Chordata; Actinopteri; Syngnathiformes; Syngnathidae. Bases 109 to 3861 code for a protein of 1250 amino acids.
GUUGAGAAUGGACUCAAGAGACAAGACCGUUAGUUUUGACGAAGACGGAACGAAAGCGUCCAUGACUUGCCCGUACUUAUCAACGCCUUGACAACAUUAUUGUCAGCAAUGUCGAGAGAAAACACCACUAGAAGUUUGGACAGCAUAGACCUUUCUGCACUGAGAGAUCCCGCAGGUAUUUUUGAGCUGGUGGAGGUGGUAGGCAAUGGAACCUACGGUCAAGUGUACAAGGGUCGUCAUGUCAAAACCGGCCAAAUGGCAGCGAUCAAAGUCAUGGAAGUCACAGAGGAGGAAGAAGAGGAAAUAAAGCUGGAGAUCAACAUGUUAAAGAGUUAUUCCCACCAUAGAAACAUUGCUACCUAUUAUGGAGCUUUUGUUAAGAAAAGUCCUGCUGGACAGGACCAUCAGCUCUGGCUGGUGAUGGAGUACUGUGGAGCUGGCUCGGUGACAGACUUGGUAAAAAAAACAAAGGGUAACUGUCUGAAAGAGGACUGGAUUGCAUACAUCUGCCGAGAGGUGCUCAGGGGUCUUUCCCAUCUCCAUUCCCAUCAUGUGAUUCACAGGGACAUUAAGGGACAGAAUGUUUUGCUUACAGAGAAUGCCGAAGUAAAACUUGUGGAUUUUGGGGUUUCCGCGCAAUUAGACAAGACGAUUGGUCGACGAAAUACCUUCAUAGGAACUCCCUAUUGGAUGGCACCAGAGGUCAUUGCAUGUGAUGAGAAUCCAGAAGCCACAUAUGACUACAGGAGUGACCUCUGGUCUUUAGGCAUCACUGCUUUAGAGAUGGCAGAAGGAGCCCCUCCUCUGUGUGACAUGCAUCCUAUGAGAGCUCUGUUUCUUAUUCCACGCAACCCUCCACCAAGGCUUAAAUCUAAAAAAUGGUCCAAGCGCUUUCUGUCAUUUAUUGAUACCUGUCUAGUCAAGAACCACCUCCACCGACCCACAACGGACGUCCUGCUGAGGCAUGCCUUUAUAAGAGAUUUGACUAAUGAAAGACAAGUUCGCAUCAUGCUCAAAGAUCACCUUGACAGAACCAGAAAGAAAAAGGAGAAAGAUGGCCCAGAGUACGAGUACAGUGGAAGUGAAGAGGAAGAAGAUGAGAUCACAGAGGAGGAAGGAGAGCCAAGCUCCAUCGUGAAUGUUCCUGGCGAAUGGACACUACGGCGGGAGUUUCUGCGUUUACAGACAGAAGAUCGAGAAGAGUGCAGGCAGAGGAGCCACAGAGUUGGUGUAGAUCAGCAGAGACAACAGCAAAUAGUAGAGCAAGAAUUAUACAAGCAGCAAUUACUCGCUGAUAGACAGAGGAGGAUUCAACAGCAACUUGAAAAACGACAAAUUUUAGAAGACGAACAGAUGCGAAAGUUGUCUGAUGCUGCCUUGCAGUGGGCAGAACUACAAGAACUUAUGCUUGGGGAGGAAUCUGAAAACCAUGACAAUAGAAUCUUAAAGAAGGACAAAUACCAGAGAAAUGACAGAACGCAGGACCAGUGGAUUGCUGAUGUGUCUAUUAGACCUCUGGACUCGGAGCAGAGAGCAGUGGUUCCAAACCAGCUGCUUCAGCUUAAAGCCAAGCAGUCUCAGCUUCAUCUUCAGUCAUCAGCCAAACCCCAGCCUCUGAGCCAGCAUCAGCAGCCCUCGUCGGGCAGGAGAUCCCACCGCACCCUGCCUAAAGACCAAACGCAGCUCCUGUCCCUGCAGCAUGACCACAGACACAGGGAAAGAGAGCGGGACAGGGAGAAGCAAAGAGAAAAGCCAGAGGCAUCUGUCCAAAAGCUAAUGGCUAACAGCGGGAACACAGGCGCUCCUGCCGCUACCACUGCUGCUUCCUUGUCCAGCUGCCCCACAAACUGUCAGCGCUCAGCGAUGGACCAGGAUUCAAAUUUAGCCAAGAUGCUUUUAGCUGCUGGCUUGCCCAGUGUGAUGCAGUCAAGGCUAGGCUCUGGUAGCAGUUCUAGUCCUUGUACCCCAGCCAUGCAAAGAGCUCACAUCAACCAGAAUGCCAAUUUGCACUCGAGUCGAGUUGCCUCUCACAGCAGCUCUUUGUCAAAUAUGGCUAUCUCAGCAUUGUCCCCUUUCACGCCUGUGUCACCCUCUGAUGAUGUCUUCUGGGACUCUGAGACGCCACCCAAGGUCCCUGAACGUACUACCUCUAAGUUCUACUGCAGAGAACUGGUGAAAGCACACAAGAGGGCUGCUUCCAGUGGCAGCCCUGUACUCAUGACAGAUAAAGGUUUCAGGUCUGUGUCUCAUGGGGUGUCUGUCAGCAUUAAUCAUUCAGACAACUUCAAGCUGGAGAGUCCACGUAUGCAACAGCGUCUUCAGCAGCACAGACGGCAGCAGAAGGACAUCACUGGCAGACAUUUACAAAGUGUCAAGACAGUUCUGAGCCCGUUCAACAAGGCCACAGAAUACUCCUCCUCCAGCGACGAAUUUGGGAGUAGCGAUGAAGAAGAGAGGAACAGUUGUGGCUUACCCAGUGAAAAGGGAAAUAAAUGCCGAAAACAAAUACCAGAUGGCAUUGUGCUGCAGCCUCAUCACAAUCUUAACCAGAUGACAGCAAGUGAUACCUACAUGCUGCCAGACCUUUUACAGAAAAUCUCUUCAUCAAGUCCUUCGUGUAAUGCACUAAGCCAGCAGCAGUGGAUGCGAGAACAAAGUUACACACAGUCACCCACGGCCCCUCGAUCCCCCACAGUGUUUAGAAGUCCAGGGAGUAAAAGCUCAUCUUCCUCUUUCUUCUCCUUGAUCGAUCCAAGAUUGAUCCCAAUAUCUUCACCACCACAAAGCCCAACGUGUGGCAAAGGAGAACCAAUCAAGAGAGAGAACCACAGGAAGGGCUCUGUUGUGAAUGUGAACCCAACUAAUAUUCGGCCACAGAGUGAAAGUCCUGAGAUUCGCAAAUACAAGAAGAAAUUCACCACUGAAGUGCUCUGUGCUGGACUUUGGGGAGUGAAUUUGUUGGUGGGAACAGAAAAUGGCCUUUGGCUGCUGGACCGAAGUGGUCAGGGGAAGGUCUAUUCACUCAUUAGCAGAAGAAGGUUUCAGCAAAUGGAUGUGCUUGAAGGACUCAAUGUGCUCAUUACUAUAUCAGGUAAAAAGAACAAGCUGAGACUUUACUACCUUUCCUGGCUAAGAAAUAAAAUCCUCCGAAAUGACCCGGAAGUGGAGAAGAGGCAGGGUUGGACAUCUGUUGGGGAUUUGGAAGGUGCUAUCCACUAUAAAGUGGUGCGUUACGAGAAGAUCAAGUUCCUUGUAAUAGCUUUGAAGAAUGCAGUGGAGGUUUAUGCCUGGGCGCCCAAGCCCUACCAUAAGUUCAUGGCCUUUAAGUCCUUUAGGUCUUUACCACAAAAGCCAUUGUCUGUGGAUCUGACAGUGGAGGAAGGUCAAAGGUUAAAGGUCAUCUAUGGUUCCUCGUCUGGUUUUCAUGCAAUUGAUGUAGAUUCUGGUACGCCGUAUGACCUCUACCUGCCCACACAUAUCCAAGGUUCAAUCCAUCCACAUGCCAUCAUUAUUUUGCCAAACAGUGCCGGAACAGAGGUUCUUGUUUGCUACGAAGAUGAAGGCGUCUACAUUGACACUUACGGCCGCAUCACCAAGGAUACUGUGUUGCAAUGGGGAGAGAUGCCUGCAUCUGUCGCCUACCUCCAAUCCAAUCAAGUGAUGGGAUGGGGAGAGAAGGCCAUCGAGCUCCGGUCUGCCAACACAGGAAACCUGGAGGGAGUUUUCAUGCACAAAAGGGCCCAGAAACUCAAAUUCUUAUGUGAAAGGAAUGACAAGGUCUUCUUUGCAUCAGUACAGUCAGGAGGCAGCAGUCAAAUUUACUUUAUGACAUUGGGUCAGAACUCUCUCUUCAACUGGUAAUAAACUGGAAGUGUGGCGCCAAGAUCUGCUGUAUGUGCAGGCCUUCAUCAUCACAGAUGUUCACGCUAUGGUUUCUUGCAUCCUAAUGUGAUACUCGACCAAGAAGCGCUGCCCAGUGAGAUUUUGCCACAAGUAGCACACUGACAUUAUUUUGGAGCUGCUGUUGUCAACUUCUAAAGCUUCAAUCCAACGUAUUCACUGGAUAUUGUUUUUACUUGCCCGUCCAAACUGCAGCUGUUCUGCAUUCUGUUCAUUUUUUCUGGAUCAGUCAGUUCCUUACUGGGUUAUCUAUUGUCAUGUGGCAACCCAUGCAAUGGAGUGAAAGGUGGAAAAAUUGGAGCGAUAUCCCUGUUUUCUCCCUGGAAAUCAUCUGGGCAAUUCACAAUCGUGUGGAAAAAUGAAUACCUUCACAAAAGGAAGCAGGGUGCACAAUUGACUCCUCCUAAUCGUGUCACGUCAGUGAUUGUUUAAACAACAGUAUUUCCGUGAUUUGUAUGUUUGAGUUGUACAGAUGUAAGACAAAUUUCAUUUUGUAUAGCUUUGGAAAAAAAAGUGUCUUUGUGACUGAAUGUCAUAAAUUGUUUGUUUUUUUUUUAAUAGUGAAUAUGAAGAAAGUCAAGUGUCAUUCAAAACCAAUAGAAAAUGCGCUCCUGCUUAUCUUGUGACUUCAUUAAUGGAUUCACAACACGGACCCUUUGUUCUUUUAUUGGCAAAAACAAAACUUUUGGAAUAUUAAUUUAAAAAAUAAUCUGAAAUGUGCGAUCUAAAUAAUAUCAGUAAUACGUCUUAGAUUUUGAAGUCAAUUUCACAGUAAAUGUAUUAUUUUACGUUUGAAGAAAAUCAUUAAAUUUUGUUUCCCUGUAAGUUACAAUUUAACAUUCCUGUGUUGCUCUAUAAAAAAUGCACCAACUGUUUUCAUGUUUUUUUUUCUGUGUCAUUUGUAUAGUAAUUGUUAUGGAUUGAUAUUGAAGAUAAUUCUGUCAGACUAGAUUUAACUGAUCAAAGUAUAGUUAAUGCAGUAUACUACUUCAUAGGGUAAAUUCCCACAUGCUAAAAAAAAUCCCCAAAGGAUCACCAACAUACUAGUAUUAAGAAGAGUUCCGACACAUUUUCAUCCUCGGACACUCAAGCUGUAGUAAAAAUGUACUCAUGGAUGUACAGUAUAUUGCAGGACACACCUUAUUAUUUAAAAAAAAAAAAAAAAAAAAAAAAAAAAGGUAAAGAAAACCUUGCAGCCUUCACAGUUAAUGUCCAUAUACACUUAGUUGAAGUUCAUAGACU